Closterium sp. Naga37s-1 is the source of this 3552-nucleotide messenger RNA. NCBI's taxonomy places the organism in Eukaryota, Viridiplantae, Streptophyta, Zygnematophyceae, Desmidiales, Closteriaceae. The record is from the annotation of a GenBank genome assembly.
AUGCAAAAGCCCCGCCGACUUCCGGCCGCCCCCGGCGCCCUCGGAAAUGGCGGGCGGACGGGGGGAAGCGGCGGAGGGCUGGAGCGCACGCGCAGCGGAACCUGGAUUGGCGCAGCGGCGCUUAACCCGCAAAAAGAAAAGCUUUCCGCGCUCCGCUCUCCCGGUAGCGCUCCGCCGGCGGCGGAGGACAAGGGCGGCGGGGGAACAGGGCGCGCUGGAGGGGGAGGGCCCCGCCCAGGAUCAGCCGGAAGCGGGAGGGACACGUCCAAGGGGGAAAAGGGGAGAUUCGGCGAGGGGAAAUGGCGGUUCGGCUUUACGUCGCGUCAGGAUGCACGAGCCACGUCGUCGCCGCGCGUCGGGCCGUCCUCUGGGCUGAUGGGGCUGUCUUUAGGCGGCGGCGGCGGCGGUGGCGGCGGCGGGGACGGCCCGUUAAAGCGCAUGGCGCGCAGGAUGUUUCCGCCUGUCCCCGCCCCGGGAAGCAGCAAGAGCAGCUCCCUCUCGCUAGUGGCGGGCUUUGGCGGCUACCGCGCCCUUCGCGGCGGAAGCGGCGGCGCCGCCGCGUCAGGCGCGGCAGCGGGCAGCGGCGUCGCGGGAGGAGGCGCAACUGCUAGUAGUAGUGGAGGCGCGGCGACGGGCGCGCAAGCCGCCGGGGGAGCCGUAAAAACCGAAAUGCUGGCGUUCGAAAUUGGGUGCAUCAUGCGGCGCCUCCUAGAAAUCGACGACUCGACGAGCGAGCGCUCUCUGGCCGCGCUUCGAGCUAACCUUCAGGCGCCCGGCGUGGUAACCCUAAUCUCCCCCGACCUGCAGCUCCUGUGGAGCCUGGCCGGCGCGGAAAAGGCGGAGGAAUUGCAGAGCGUGGCGCUACGAGUGGCCGUGCUGGGCCGCAAGUGCCGGCAUCCUAGGCUGCACUCGUUAGGCGAUAUGCUCGACCGACUUACCGCUCCCGCUUCUCCCGCUCCUCCUGCGGUGCGCGCGGUUUCCGCUGCCGCCCCCGCUGGCGGCGUAGCUGGCGGAGGCGGCGACGGCGCAGAAGCCGCGGAGUUGGACUUGGCGCAGUUCACCGCGUCGGCGACGGAAGCCGAGGCGCUGAUGAGGUUCAUGAAGGAGCAGGCGGAGGCGACGGAGCGACUGCGGGCGGAGAUGGAGUCCAUUCAGCAGCUGCACCGCCGCAUCCAGGCCUAUGGAGAGUGGAACAAGCUACAGGACAUGGUAGCGCAGGGAAAGGCGAUCGAGAGGCUGCAGUCGCACUGCCUGUGGUCGCUUGACCUCGACUUCCCCGUUCAGCUCCUCGUCGCCGCGCUCUGCCUGCUGCGCGCGCGCAUCCUUGCUGCCUUCGGCCUCGCGCCUGCUGCCCCCCCGCCGCUGUGCGGAGUGUCGCUGGGCGUGUGGGGCCUGGCGCUGCACUAUGCGAAUGUGGUGGUGGUGGUCGAGAGAAUCAUUCAACAGCCGGAUGCGGUUAUGGGCAAGACCAGGGACGAGCUAUACGACAUGCUCCCACGCAGCAUACAGCAUUCCCUGCGCCGCCAGCUGCAGAACCCGGGGAACUUCCUGCCGGACGGGCGAGUGGAGGCGAACCUCAAGCGCGGGCUGCUACUGCUGCCCACCAUGGCGCACAACACCAUCUUCUGGCAGUCGCUGCACACACCGGGGACCAACAUGGGGACGGAUGAAGUCGUCUUUCAAGUGCAGGUGAGAGGGGAUGGGAGGGGGAGGAAGGGGGGUGUAGCAGAAGGAGAGGUGGGGGAUCGAGCGGGUGAGGGAGGGGGACGGGAAGGCGGCAGAUUGCAGAAUUGGCACGGUAAGGCGGAGGAGGGAAAGGAGGGGGAGGAAAAGGCGGAGGAAAAGGAGGGGGAGGAAGAAGAAGGGAAGGAUGGGGAGGCCGCUCCUGAGGAUCUCCCUCCUGAGGCGGUCAGAAGCCACUCUUUGCGACGAACAACUAGCAGUCGAUUCGGAGUGGCAGCAGCAACGCCGCUGCGUCUCAUGUCAGCUGCGCUGACACACGCAGCAGCGGCUUUCGAAGGCGGCCCUCAAAGAUCGGCUGUUUCAACGCACGCCACCACCGCUGCAGGAGCAGCAGGUGCAGCAGGUGCAGCAGGUGCAGGAGCAGCAGCAGCGGCGACGAAAUCGGGCUCGGGGAGAAGCAGUGGCAGGCACAGAAGGUCUUCCAGCAGAGGGAUACUGUGGUUGGUGGGCGAAGGGAAGGGGAAGGAUUUUGGCGAGGAGGUGCAAGAGGAGGGGUGUGUGGGGGAAGCAGGGGUGGAAUGCGGGGAUGGGGAUGUGGAUGGGGAUGGGUGUCAGGAGGGCGGAGGCGGGAAGAGAGGAGGAUUCGGUGGUGGUGUCUGUGGUGGUGUGGAUGGUGACGGGGAGUGUGGUGCGGUUCAGAGCGGUGCAGAGGGUGAUUUGGCCCUCUCACACACCGCCACCACCCACACCACCUUCGCCCCCAACAUGGGCACAGGCAGAGGCUCAGACAUGGCUGUGAGCAUGGGCAUGGGAAUGGAUAUGGAUGCGAGUAUGGCAGCAGCGAUGGCGAUGAGUGCAGCAGGGCAGCAGUACAUCCCUCGCAGUGCCAGCAUGAGCUGUGCCGUACCACCAGCACCACCGUCAUUGUCGUCGCCGUCCCUUCACCGCACCUCCUCCUGCUCUACCAAUGCCACGAGCCUCAGUGCUUCCUCCAGCCCGGCCGAGUCUCUUUCUCUCCCCCACGCCGCCCGCGCGACUUUUGAGGCGUCUCAAAAGUCCCAAAAGUCGGUGUCGUUGUCGCCCCUGCAUCGCACCACCUCCUGUUCUACUUCUGCCGUGAGCCUCAGUGCUUCCUCCAGCCUGGCCGAGUCUCUUUCUCUCCCCCACGCCGCCCGCUCGCCCUUCUCCCCGCACUCCCCCUUCUCCUCACACUCCUCCCACGUGCUCCACUCCCCCGGCUCGUCGCAUUCGCCGUCUGGCGUGCAGGGCCGACUAGCCCGCUGCUCUCCCUCCCCCUCCCGCACUGCCCUUGGGAGCAAGCCUGUGGGAGCGGCGGGUAGUGAGACGUCUAGAAGAUUGUCUCCCUCCUCCUCCUCCCCCUCCUUGCGCACUCCGCUCGGGAGCAGGCCAGUGGGAGGGGUGGGUACGAUAGCAGUGAAGGUGAUCCCAGUGCAAGGAGCAGUGGCAGGAGCAGGAGCAGGAGCAGGAGCAGGAGCAGGAGCAGGAGCAGGAGCAGGAGCAGGAGCAGGAGCAGGAGCAGGAGCAGGAGCAGGAGCAGUAGAAGGAGGAGGAGCAGGAGCAGUAGAAGGAGGAGGAGCUGGGAGUCUGGAGCUAAAGGGUGUGGGGAAAGGGGAGGAAGAGGAGGGAGAUGACUCGGUUUGGGGGUCUAAACUUGGGGGUGGCAGGCGUACUUGUGUUGGUGCUGCUGCCAGCAGCAAUGGCAGCGGUGUUACCUGCGCGACCAGCAGUCCCCGUAGCAGUAACGCUAUCUUAAGUAGCAAUGACGGUGCGUGUGGGAGCAGCGCUGAGAGGGGCAAGCACAGACGAAUUCCGUGGAUAAUUGAUGGCGGGAAAGAACCCUGUGGAUGA